Molecule: messenger RNA, 4360 nt
Organism: Vitis vinifera (wine grape)
Lineage: Eukaryota; Viridiplantae; Streptophyta; Magnoliopsida; Vitales; Vitaceae
Product: phospholipase A I
Exons: 19
Coding region: 157-4107 (1316 amino acids)
Biological process (GO): fatty acid metabolic process
Cellular component (GO): membrane
Molecular function (GO): glycerophospholipase activity; protein binding
Source: RefSeq, a predicted model, not a curated record
UCAAAUAAAACGACGUCGUUCGUAGACGCAAGAGAGAAAACCAGAGGCGCUGAACGGAGAAAACAAAGGCCAAGAAGAGCAUAACGUUUCUCAAUUCUAAUCUCUCUAAUAUGGAACCUGCAUUUCGUCCGCAAGCCCUAAACCAUUUGACCCACAAUGGUCCAAUUUAGUCAUCAUCGUUGCAGUCGCAGCAUUGAAAAAAUGUCUUGGGGAUUGGGUUGGAAGAGGCCCUCCGAGAUCUUCCACCUCACGCUGAACUACAGUGGUGGGGACGAGGCGGUGGAAGAUCCCGGCCGUUCGUCGUCGGAAGAUCAGGAAUCAGGGUUUCGGAUUGAGCUGGAUUGGACGGCUGGAGAUGACGAAGAUCAGGUGGCUCUGAGGCUGCAGUCGCAGCUGAUGGUGGCUCUUCCCAUGCCGCAAGACUCUGUGGUCGUUCAACUUAAAGAAGGAGAAGGUGGCGGUGAUAAUGUGGGUGUGGAUAUGAAGGUGGUGAAGCGGAGAGACCCGCUUCGGGUCGUGAAGAUGUCAAAGACGGUCGGGUCGGGUCAACAGAGUGAUGGGAUUGGGGUUGUUACGAGAUUGAUGAGAUCGACUGUUAAGGAUGGUGUGGCGGCUUGUAAUGAGCAUUGGAAUAACGUUACUGUGCUCAACUUCUGUGGUUGCAGUUUGUCAGUAUUUCCAGUAGAGUUCACUCAACUGAUGCUUCUUGAGAAGCUAUGCCUUGAUAACAAUAAGCUAUCAGUUCUGCCAUCUGAGCUUGGCAAGCUAAAAAAUUUGAAAGUUCUCAGGGUGGACAACAAUAUGCUGGUCUCAGUACCUGUAGAACUGAGACAAUGUGUUGAACUGGUGGAACUGUCACUGGAGCACAACAAACUUGUCCGCCCUCUUCUUGAUUUCAGGGCUAUGGCCGAGUUACGUGUUUUAAGGCUAUUUGGUAAUCCCCUCGAAUUCCUUCCUGAAAUUUUGCCAUUGCACAAACUUCGCCACUUAUCCCUUGCAAAUAUCAGGAUUGUGGCUGAUGAACUUUUAAGAUCAGUGAAUGUGCAAAUAGAGAUGGAGAACAGUUCUUAUUUCAUUGCAUCUAGGCACAGGCUAAGUGCCUUCUUCUCUCUCAUCUUCCGUUUUUCUUCGUGUCAUCACCCCUUACUUGCAUCUGCACUAGCAAAGAUAAUGCAAGAUGAAGGAAACCGUGCAGUUGUUGGUAAAGAUGAGAAUGCAAUGCGGCAGCUCAUAAGCAUGAUAAGUAGUGACAAUCGUCAUGUGGUCGAACAAGCUUGCUCUGCUCUUUCUUCUCUUGCCAUGGAUGUUCCUGUGGCAAUGCAGUUGAUGAAAUCUGACAUCAUGCAACCCAUUCAAAGAGUGCUGAAAUCUGUCGCUCCAGAAGAACUAAUUUCUGUAUUGCAAGUUGUAGUCAACUUGGCUUUUGCAUCUGAUAUGGUAGCUCAGAAGAUGUUGACCAAGGAUGUAUUGAAAUCAUUGAAAUUGUUGUGUGCCCAUAAAAAUCCAGAGGUACAAAAGUUAGCUUUGUUAGCAGUUGGAAAUUUAGCCUUCUGUUUGGAGAAUCGCCGUACUCUGGUUACUUCUGAAAGCUUGAGGGAACUUCUCUUGCACUUGAUGGUUGUGCCUGAACCCCGUGUCAAUAAAGCCGCUGCCCGUGCACUGGCAAUUUUUGGAGAGAAUGAGAACCUACGGCGUGCCAUAAGAGGGAGACAGGUUGGGAAGAAAGGGCUUCGCAUACUUUCAAUGGAUGGGGGUGGCAUGAAGGGUCUGGGAACAGUGCAAGUUCUUAAAGAAAUUGAAAAGGGAACUGGAAAGCGGAUACAUGAGUUGUUCGACCUUAUAUGUGGUACAUCAACAGGUGGUAUGCUGGCCAUUGCUCUUGGAAUCAAACAGAUGACCUUGGACCAAUGUGAAGAAAUUUAUAAAAAUUUGGGAAAACUUGUGUUUACCGACCCUGUGCCAAAGGACAAUGAAGCUGCAACUUGGAGGGAAAAGCUGGAUCAGCUUUACAAAAGUUCGUCGCAGAGUUUCAGAGUCGUUGUACAUGGAUCUAAACACAGUGCAGAUCAGUUUGAGAGGUUGUUAAAGGAAAUGUGUGCAGAUGAGGAAGGAGACCUGUUAAUAGAGUCAGCAGUGAAAAACAUUCCAAAGGUUUUUGUAGUAUCAACUCUGGUGAGCGUUAUUCCAGCUCAGCCAUUCUUGUUCCGCAAUUAUCAGUAUCCAGUUGGCACACCAGAAAUACCUCUUGCAAUUCCUGAAAGUUCAGCAAUCAGUGGGCUAGGUGCAACUAGUACUGGUGCUCAAGUUGGUUAUAAACGCAGUGCUUUUAUUGGUAGUUGUAAGCAUCAUAUAUGGCAAGCUAUAAGAGCAUCAUCUGCUGCUCCAUACUAUCUUGAUGAUUUCUCUGAUGACAUGAAUCGCUGGCAAGAUGGUGCAAUAGUAGCUAAUAAUCCUACUGUUUUUUCCAUGAGGGAAGCACAACUCUUAUGGCCUGACACAAGAAUUGACACUUUAGUUUCCAUUGGAUGUGGCUCGGUUCCUACCAAGGUUCGAAAGGGUGGGUGGCGUUAUUUGGAUACUGGGCAAGUGUUGAUUGAGAGUGCGUGCUCAGUGGAUCGGGUAGAGGAAGCUUUGAGCACAUUGCUACCUAUGCUUCCUGAAAUACAUUAUUUUCGGUUUAACCCAGUUGAUGAACGGUGUGAUAUGGAGCUGGAUGAGACUGAUCCUGCAGUCUGGCUAAAAUUGGAAGCUGCAACUGAGGAGUACAUCCAGAACAACUCCCAGGCCUUCAAGAAUGUCUGUGAAAGACUACAGCCAGAUGAGAAGUGGUCUGAGAAUUUGAAACCUCAGUAUGUUCAUAAGACAAAGGCAUCAAAUACUGAUGAUAGUAGCCCGUCUUUAGGUUGGAGGCGUAAUGUGUUACUUGUUGAAGCUUCAUAUAGUCCUGAUUCAGGAAGAGUUGUUCACCACGCUCGGUCACUUGAGACAUUUUGUGCUCAUAAUGGAAUAAGAUUCUCUCUUAUGAAUGGGAUAUUAGAAAAUGCAAAGGCAGUGCCAGGAACCGCAUUCCCAACACCAUUUACAUCACCUCUAUUCACGGGAAGCUUCCCAUCAAGCCCUCUUCUAUAUAGUCCUGAUGUUGGCCCACAGAGGGUUGGUCGAAUUGAUUUGGUUCCACCUUUGAGUUUGGAUGGAUUUCAAUCUGGAAAAACUACUUCACACCCAAACUCUCCUUCAGGGCCCAGGCAGCUUUCUUUACCUGUCCAAUCAUUGCAUGAGAAACUACAGAAUUCACCACAAGUGGGCAUUAUACAUUUAGCCCUUCAAAAUGACUCGCUUGGUUCAAUUUUAAGUUGGCAAAAGGAUGUAUUUGUGGUUGCGGAACCUGGGGAACUCGCUGAUAAGUUUCUACAAAGUGUUAAGUUUAGCUUGUUAUCAGUGAUGCGGGCCCAUCGCCGAAGGGAUGCAUCAGUUCUGGCUGGAAUUUCAACCAUUGCUGAUAUGGUUGCACGUAGGCCAUGCUUCCAAAUUGGAGGUAUUGUCCACCGUUAUAUAGGCCGCCAAACACAAGUUAUGGAAGAUGAUCAAGAAAUUGGGGCAUACAUGUUUCGAAGAACAGUUCCUUCUUUGCACUUAACGGCUGAUGAUGUUCGUUGGAUGGUUGGAGCUUGGAGGGACAGGAUUAUAAUCUGCACUGGGACCUAUGGACCUACCUCAACUUUAAUUAAGGCCUUUCUAGACUCCGGUGCCAAGGCAGUUAUAUGCCCUUCAGUUGAACCCCCAGAAACGCAGUCUGUGGCUUUCCAUGGAUCAGGGGAGUUCAAUUAUGGGGAGAAUGGAAAGUUUGAGAUUGGAGAGGAAGAGGCUGAAGAUGAAGAGGCAGAACUUUCUACUCCAGUGAGCGACUGGGAAGAUAGUGAUGCUGAGAAAAAUGGGGAGAAUUUUAUGCAGUUCUGGGAUGAUGAUGAGGCUGAAUUGUCACAAUUCAUCUGUCAACUGUAUGACUCAUUGUUCCGGGAAGGCUCAACUGUAGAUGAUGCUCUACAGCAUGCUCUUGCAGCUCAUAGGAAGCUGAGGUAUUCAUGCCAUCUCCCCAGUAUACUAUAGUAUAUCAAAUAAAUUUUACUCAAGAAAAUUAAGAGUUAAAAACAGAAAACUAAAGGAAUAACAGCAUAGAUGAGUAACAGAAAUAAUCGGAGGGAAUAAAGGGGAACAUGCAAUUUUGAGGCUUACAAAUUGUUGUAUUUGUCUAUUGUAAGAAACUUCUUGAAUCAAGGACAUGGACAUGAGACUAUCACAUUUUUUAGUACCAUACCUGCAUGAAUAAGAUAUUUCCCCAAAACGACUUCUUCCCUGACCA